AUGCCUGCACCGGAAUUCAGCAAUGGCCGUGCGUACAUAUGGAUCACCGCUUGUAUCUUGUUCACCUGCAUCGUCGCCGGCGGCGCCUGCCUCGUCGCUUACGUGUUGCUUCCUGAAGACCAAGUGGAGUCUUGGUUGCCCGUGGCUGGGGUGGUAUUGGUUUGCCUUCCGUGGGCGUUUUGGCUCUUAACUUUCAUAUACCGAAUCGUUUCUCGUGCCUUCGGAUUUAGGGUUAGGUUUGGGGGUGGAGGUGGAGACGGAGGACGAAGAGCUGGAAAUGAGAAGAAUUACUCUGGAAAUGAUGAUAUUGAGGGUGCAGGUGGUCUCGCAAAUGGCAAGGGAGAUGUUCAAUUCGGAGAAGCCGGAGGAGCGGCGGCGCGUGGUGGACUGCAGAGGACGUCGUCGUCUGUUUCAAACGAGAGCGAAAUGCCAUUAGCGAAGUCGUUGAAUUCGUGA
This is a messenger RNA of Prosopis cineraria, 456 nucleotides long. RefSeq lists its product as uncharacterized. The record is from RefSeq and is a predicted model, not a curated record. NCBI's taxonomy places the organism in Eukaryota, Viridiplantae, Streptophyta, Magnoliopsida, Fabales, Fabaceae. The coding region runs from base 1 to 456 and encodes 151 amino acids. The transcript has a single exon.